AUGGCGGACGCCAAUCUCAAAGUCGGUCAGCUCAUUGAGCUCAAUGACGGCCGCAUCGGCAUGAUCCGCUUCAUCGGCGACACCGCUUUUGCCGAGGGACUCUGGGUCGGCGUCGAGUUCGACGAUGCUUCCGGCAAGAACGAUGGCUCGGUGCAGGGAAUGCGGUAUUUCGAUUCGAAACCCGGCCAUGGCAUGUUUUUGCGGCCCAUGGGCGUGGCCCGCAUCGUGGAGGAGCCAAAGCCAAAGGCCCCUGCUAGGCCUGCUGCUGCGAGACCCGGGGCUCCCGGUGCUGUAGCUAGGAGGGCUACUGGCACUGGCUCAGUAGAUCACGGUAAAGGAAGGCCGACAAGCAUGACGGCCGAGGCUUCAACCCCCCGGCCGAGGCUUGGAAGCAGACCGUCCAGCAUCGACACGAAAAGCCCUGCGGCUGGCACAAGAAUCGGAUCUCCCACCAAAAGACCUGCCGCCGGCUCAAUUUCUCGCCCGCGUCCAAGCAUAAGCAGCGCAGCGACAGGCCCACCAAGACGUACGUCCACAACCUCGACCGGUGGCGCCAAGUCGGCUCCGGCCGUCACGCCUGCCGCUGCCAAACACACUUCCAGGCCGUCGCUUGGCGGCGCCCGGAGUGGCUUGACCAAACCCGGUGAAGCCCCUCCGGCCAGAACCGCGCCGGGCCGUCAGUCUCUCAGCGUUACCAAAUCGCGGGUCACGAGCCCUCCAUCGUCCAGCAGAGCCUCUGCCUCACCCUCUGCGCCAGUAGCCCAAAGAAGCGUGAGCGCGGUGCAGAAGGACGCUGAGAUCAAGGAGCUUCAAACGAAACUACGAGUCUUGGAAGAGAAACGUGCUGAGGAUAGGGAGAAGAUUGCAACGCUGGACAGGGUGCAAGAAGAACGGAACAAAUAUGAGCAGAUCAUUCAGAAGCUGCAGGCGAAGAUCCAGCCGCUCGCGCAGGAGAACAAUGAGCUCAAGAAGAACUCGAAGGAGGCGGAAUUGAGGCUUGAGCAGGUCGAAGCCAUCCAGGCUGAACACGAGUCAAUCUUGGAGAUGGCCACCCUGGACCGUGAAAUGGCUGAAGAGCAGACAGAGGCGUACAAGGCUGAUCUGGAGGCCGUCAAGCAGCGUCUUGAGGAGCUAGAGCUGGAGAACGAGAUCCUAAAGGACGAAAACCAAGAGCUUGGACAAGAUAUGAACCCUGAGGAAAGGACUAGCAUGGGAUGGCUUCAGCUGGAACGCGAGAACGAGAGGCUGCGUGAGGCUCUCUUGCGCCUGCGUGAUAUCACCCAGGAGUCGGAAUCGGAGCUGCGCGACCAGCUCAAGAGUCUGGAGGAAGACAACCAAGAGCUUUCGGGCGUGAAGGAGCAGUGCGAUGAGACCAAGACGAAGCUGUUGGAGGCAGAGGCUGACAUUGAGGAUCUGCGGCAACAGCUCGACGCUGCUCUUGGCGCCGAGGAGAUGAUCGAAGAGCUGACCGAUAAGAAUCUUGCUCUGAACGAGUACAUUGAGCAGCUAAAGGUCUCGAUCGAAGAGCUCGAGACGCUUAAGGAGCUCAACGACGAACUCGAGGUCAACCACGUGGAGAACGAGAAGCAACUCCAAGAACAGAUCGACUUCAAGGACGCCAUUAUUGCGGAUUUGGGUCGCCGUGCUAUGCAGCAAGAUGAGACUCUUUCGGACCAAGAAUACACGAUUCUCCGCUUCCGCGAGCUCGUCACGAACUUGCAGUCUGACAUGGAAGACAUGAGAGCUUCCAGGGAGAUCAGCGAGACUCAGGCACAGGAUCUCAACAAUCGGUCGAGAGCGAUGAUGGAUCUCAAUAGACAACUGCAAGCUUCCGCUUCUAGCACCAAGAUGAAGACCAUCGACAUGGAACUCCGGAAACUCGAAGCCCAGGAAGCCGCUGAACAUCUUUCGAUUGUCCAGCUGUUCCUUCCGGAAGCCUUCCAUUCGGAGAGAGAGUCUGUUCUGGCGCUACUCCGCUUCAAGAGAAUUGGUUUCAAGGCAUCGCUCGUGCACAGCUUUGUCAAGGACAAGGUCUCUGGAGAUGCACCCAUCAACGAUGAGGAUAUCUUCGAGGCCUGCGAUGUCCUCGACAAGCUCACCUGGAUCUCAGCUAUGUGCGACAGAUUUGUUACAGCCAUCUCAACUUGCUCGUUGGAUCAGUUCGCCAGAUUCGAGGGCACGCUGUAUGAGCUUGAGCCAGUUGAGCGCGCUCUCAACGGUCACAUUGAUGGCCUGAAGAGAGACGAGCUUAAGGAAAAACAGGUUGCGGAGGAGCUUCAUCGGUCAAUUGCUGUCAUGGCUCACCUUGCUGAAACUCACCUUGGUGAUGGCCUUGAGGGCUAUGCCAACGACAUUGUCAUGCGCACUCUGCUCAUGCAAAGCCAUCUGGAGACCACCGCCGCUGCUCUCAUGCUCGUAAAGGGAGAAGUCCAAACCCGAGUCCCAUCGCAGGGCGAGGACGACUAUGAUGGCGUCGAUCGCUUCAUUUCUAAAACAGAGGAAAUCAUCGCGCAGUCUCGCAGUGCGAAGGUUAUUGUUGGGAAGGCGCUUCGGACCUUGCAAGAGCUCAAGGCUCGUUCGCUUACAUUGCAGAACGACACUCUCAACUCGUUUGAAGAGUGUCAAGAUGCGUCUGACGACCUUGCACACUAUGUCCGGAAGAUGGGCGAGAACGUGUUUCAGCUUCUGCAUGAAGAUAGCCGCACGGAACCUUUCGCUAUCAACGAGGUCCGCAGCGCCAUGUUCAGGGCCUCUGAGGAAGUGUUCUCUGUUUCCGAAUCUGAGAUGUAUGCAACCUUUGCGGCCAGGCUUCGCAAACUCAGCGAGGAUCUUACCGAGCUUGUCAACAUCACGUCUGACCUUGAGCUCACCGUCGAGUUCGAGAAGCACCCUGCACCCUGGGUCCUGCGGUCCAAGGAGCUUCAGGAUAGCAAGAUUGUGUCGGUGGACACGGAAGAAGAAAUCCGCCGGCUCAAGGAAGAAGUGCACGCGCGGUCCAUGCAGGUCAAACUGCAGGAGCAGAAGCAAGAGGAGUCAGCCGUCAAGAUCGAGCUUCUCGAAAGCCGCACGCGCGACUCAUCCAAGAAAGCACAGCGCAUCACCGAACUCGAGAAGAAGCUCGAGGAAAACAAAGCCCGGGAGAAGCAGCUCGCCGAAGCACUCGAGACCCAGGUGCGCGAUCUUGCCGGGCUCGAGACGGAGAAGGAGAAGUGGAAGGCGCAGGCCGAGCAGGCAAAGGCCAUCGAGGCGGCCAUGGGCGGCGAAGGCAAGCGCGACUCUGGAGGCGAGAAGACGGUCGCUACCAAGCGCGAGAUCGAUGCGCUCAAGACGGACAUCCAGUACCUGGAGGCUGCGAACAGGUAUCUGCGCCAGUCGAACCGCCGCGAGCACAUCGGCAAGGUGGCGACCAACACGUCAUGGUUGCGCAACACGCUCGUGCCGCCGAGCAAGGUGGCAGCGUCGGCGGCGGAUGGCGGUGCGCAGAAUGCGGAUGCCAUGCCCAGACGCAGGCUCGCGGCACUGCAGGAGAUCACGAACCUGCCGACUGUUUCGAAGCUGGUGAACUUGAAGGACACUGGGGACGCGGAGGAGGAAGGCGGUGCCGUAGAGAAUGUUGGUGAGAACGCUCGGCCAAGGAACAGUAAGCUCCGGUGGAGGCCGAUGAAGAGCACGCCGCAGUGGCAGCUCAGCGAGCAGGAGCUCAGGAGGGCAGAGGCGUGGGAAGCGCUGUGGGGCGGGAAGGGUAUGGGAGGAUUCUACGAAGAUGGAGGUAUGGAUACGCCGUGGAGUCCUUCGCCAAAGCCGCUGCUCCAUAGGGCGAUCAAGACCCUCCAAACUAGCGCGCACGGGCCACGACUUUUGCUUAUCGAUACGAAACUUUUCAUCGGCACUGAAUUGCCUCUGGCUGCCACCACCGCUUCCUCCGCACGCCUCGUCGCGAAGAGCAAGAUGAGUCUGAACGAGAGGCUCGACAAGAUCCGCUCCUCGCCGAAGCUGCAAAACCAGCAGCAGACGGCGGUGGUUCUCUCCGCGGUCGAAGACACGCUCCGCGACCAGAAGUCCGACUUCACGCCCACCGCCUACUUCGCUGCGCUUCUGUCGCUGCUUGCCCAGUACAUCUCGCCUCAGAAGGGAAUUGUCAACAAGGAGGUAGCCACCGCCGUCGUCUACCUGCUCGACCUCGUUGCGCCUGAUGUGCCCGCCCCGCUGCUGCGCGCGAAAUUCUCGCAGAUCCUGACCAACCUCGCGCCCGCCCUGACACACCCGGAGGCGGAGGCCCCGCUGCUACGCUCGUCGAUCGGAUGCUUAGAGGGUUUGCUGGUCGUGCAGGACGCCCAGGCCUGGGCCCUGCCGCAGACCCAGAUCAGUCCGCGCCGCGCCGUCGCCGGCCUGCUUACUAUCGCAACCGACCACCGCCCCAAGGUGCGCAAGCGGGCCCAGGAUGCGCUGGCCAAGGUUCUCAAGAAUCCGCCGCCGAGCCCGUCGCUGGAUCACCCGGCGGCCGACAUGUGCGCCGAGACGGCCUUGCGCUCGCUGAAGGAGAUCACGGACGCAGUUGCCAAAAACAAGAAGCACCACCGCGCCCAGAAGGAUGGCCAGACACAUGAACCCGGUCUCAUCCAUGCUUUGCAGCUGAUCAAGGUCAUCGCAUCCGCUGCCGGAGGAUGGCCGAGCAAGAAGAUUGACGCUCUCUGCGAGCUUCUGCUGAACAUCUCAAAGUCGAGCAAUGAGUUUUUGACCAUGGCCGCCUUCGAGGUGUUCGAGGUCAUUUUCGCCGGUAUGGUCGACGAGAUGUCCUCAGCGAAACUCCCGCGCCUUCUCGAAGUCAUUGGAGAGCUCCAACCGUCACAGAAUGAUUCACAACUCCUGCCGCCGUGGAUCGCCGUGCUUUCGAGGGGUUACGACGUAGCCGCCCAGGUCGAGCCAGAGGAAACGUUUCAGAAGCUGCCCGACCUCUUUUCGAUGAUGUCAAACUUCCUCGCGUCCGCCUCGCACAACAUCCGGAUCUCGGCCUCGGAAGGAUUGAUUUCGUUUAUGGCAAACUGCAUCCCGGACAGCGUUCUGCUGGACCCCUCAAUCUUCGACGAGAAGGUUCUUGAAAAGUUGGCGAAAAAUGCGACAGAUCUACUCAGUGUCAAGUACCAGGCUGCGUGGAUGGAGGUCUUCAACGUUGUUGGCGCCAUGUUCGACGCUUUCCGCUGGAGAGCAGCGCCGAUCAUGUCAAGCGUUGUCAAGUCCGUUGGUGAUUUGAGAGGCAACGAAUCGUUUACGGGCAAGAAGGAGGCCGACGAUGUCCUCGGAAAGGCAGUUAGGGCUAUGGGUCCCGACAAUGUCCUGGAGAUUCUCCCCUUGAAUUUGCACAAGCCAGUCGCUGGUCAGCCCGGACGUGCUUGGCUUCUUCCCAUUAUCAGAGACUCGGUUGCGAACACGAGGCUGGCGCACUUCCGCGCUGAGAUGGUUCCCCUCAGCGAGGCAAUGUUCCAGAGAGUACUGAACCACGGCAGUGGAGAGAAAACCAUGGAGGUCAAGAUUUUUGAAACCAUCGUGAACCAAACUUGGGCAACUCUUCCGGGCUACUGCGACUUGCCCAUGGACCUUCAUGAGGCUUUCGAUCAGAGCUUCGCUGAAAUGAUUGCAAACCUUUUGUACCAGCAAGUUGAACUCCGGAAUGACCUUUGCCGAGCGCUGCAGAACUUGGUUGAUUCGAAUAAGGCUAUUGCGGAGAUCGAGGGCGAAGAUGACCUUGUAGCUCAAUCCAGGGUUUCCAAGGCUGACGCGCAGAAGAACUUGGACUAUCUCUCAGGCUUCGCAUCGAACAUUCUUGCCGUGCUGUUCAACGUUUACAACCAGACGCUGCCGCAGUCAAGGGGCAACAUUCUAAGCUGCAUCAACGCCUACCUCAGCGUUACUCCUGCCGCCGAACUCAUGGAAACCUUCACGCGAGUCGCUUCUAUGCUUGAGCAGUCUUUGGCCGAGGCUAGCCCACAAACCCAAGCAGACAAGCAAAAAGACAAGAAGCCUGUCGACAAGAUGCCUCCGGCAAGCCACACCUUGAUGGACCUUGUCAUUACAAUCUCGAUUUACCUGCCCCGGGAAAGCUUUGUGACACUUUUCCAGAUUGCAACGCUUAUGAUCAACAAGGAUGAUGAUCCUCAGCUGCAGAAGAAGGCUUACAAGCUCAUCCCGCGCCUUGGUGAGUCGGAGUUGGGUAAGGCUGCUCUUCAGGAGCGCAACGCAGAGCUCCAAAAAUUGCUUCUGGACAGCGCGCCCAAGGCCACCAGCCCCGCAAAGCGUGAUCGCUUGGCUGCUCUUUCUCAAGUUGUGGAAUAUCUCCCUAGCGACGACCUGCACUUUAUCCCCGCCAUUCUUUCCGAGGUCGUCAUUGGUUGUAAGGAAGUCAACGAAAAGGCGAGAACAGCAGCUUUCGACCUGUUGGUCUUCAUGGGCGUACGCAUGAAGCAGGGAGGUACGGUGGUGCAGUCGAAGAUCCCUCUAAUGGAUGAGUCUGCACCAUCCGUGCCUGCCUCCCUCGAGGAGUAUAUCACAAUGAUGUCUGCCGGUCUUGCCGGCUCAACGCCGCACAUGAUCAGCGCAUCCAUCACAGGACUCACUCGCAUCCUGUACGAAUUCCGCACGUCUCUUCCCGAUGCAGUAAUCACGGACCUCGUACAGACCAUGGACCUCUUCCUUACCUCCGCCAACCGCGAAAUGGUUCGCUCCGUUCUUGGCUUUGUCAAGGUCUCCGUCAUUUCUCUCCCUAGUACCCUAAUGCUCCCUCGCCUGAACACGCUCAUUCCCAACCUUCUGGUUUGGAGCCACGAGCACAAGGGUCACUUCAAGGCCAAGGUCAAGCACAUCUUCGAGCGCAUGAUCCGUCGCUUCGGCGUCGAGGUCGUCGAGAAAAACACGCCCGAGAGCGACCGCAAGCUCAUCACGAACAUUCGCAAGACGCACGACCGUCAAAAGCGCAAGAAGGCGGCGGCCGACGCCGGCGAAGGCGAGGAAGGCCACAAACCAGACAAGCGGCGCAGCAAGUUCGAGAGCGAGUACGACGAAGCCGUCUACGGCUCCGAGAGCGAGUCGGACGCCGGCUCGGACGUGUCGGACGACGAAACCAUGGGCCGCAAGGGAGGCAAGAAGGGCGGCAAGUCGUACAUCAUCGAGGACGAGGACGAGCCGCUCGACCUGCUCGACCGCCGCGCGCUGGGCAACGUCUCGAGCACGAAGCCGCUCAAGGGCGGCCGCGCCGCGCAGCAGAAGAAGACCAAGGCGAAGGUCGAUCUGGACGGCAAGCUGCUCCUGGGCGACUCGAGCGACGACGACGACGACGACGCCGACGACAUGAUGCUGGAUGGCGGCGACAAUCCGGGAGACGGCUCGCUCGAGGGCGGCAUCAACGCGUACGUCAGCGCCAUCCGCGGCCAGGACACGGGCGCGCGGAAGGGCAGGGGCGGCAAGAUCAAGUUCUCGAACAAGAGGAAUGGCGGCGGCGGCGGCGAUGGAGACGAGAUGGAGGUCGACGAGGAGGAGGUGGCAGAGAAGCUGAAGUCGAAGCAGCCGUUUAGGAAACCGCUUGGCGGUGGAAAGGCCGAUGGUGGUGGCGAUCGUCGUGGUGGUUUUGGUGGCCGCGGUCGUGGCGGCGGCGGCGGCGGCGGCGGCGGCGGCGGCCGUGGUGGUGGAGGGGGAGGCUUUAGGGGGACAAGGGGUGGGAGGAUAGGGAAAGAUAAUAGGGGUGGUCGGGGUGGUCGGGGUGGCAGGGGUGGAAGAGGUGGAAGGGGUGAUAGGAGAUGA
Messenger RNA from Diplodia corticola, 7791 nucleotides. RefSeq names its product 90s preribosome component rrp12. The transcript is spliced from 5 exons. The coding region runs from base 1 to 7791 and encodes 2596 amino acids. NCBI's taxonomy places the organism in Eukaryota, Fungi, Ascomycota, Dothideomycetes, Botryosphaeriales, Botryosphaeriaceae. The record is from RefSeq and is a predicted model, not a curated record.